Messenger RNA from Galdieria sulphuraria, 849 nucleotides. Its product is annotated as sucrose-phosphatase 1 (SPP1). The record is from RefSeq and is a predicted model, not a curated record. NCBI's taxonomy places the organism in Eukaryota, Rhodophyta, Bangiophyceae, Galdieriales, Galdieriaceae. The coding region runs from base 10 to 819 and encodes 269 amino acids. The transcript has 2 exons.
GUUCGAAAUAUGUUGUUGCUUAUUUCAGAUUUGGAUGAUACUCUGGUAUCUCAGACAGAGUCUCUGGUUGCAGAUAAAGAUUUGGAUAACUUUAACACCAUAUGGAAAAAUCAACUAUUACCGCAAAACUCUCGAUUAGUUUACAAUACAGGACGUUCUGUCGCUCUAUUUUAUGAGCUAUUUAACAAGAAACAGCUGCUUCUUCCUGAUUAUCUCAUAUGUGGAGUUGGCACUGAAGUUUAUAGCUUUACACCAGACUCAAAAUUGGAGAAACUGCAGCAGUGGACUGACAUAGUUUUAGAAGACUUUAGGUUGGAACAUGUCAAACUUGUCACCCAACAGUGGAUUUCCAGUGGUCUUCUUCGUCUACAAAGUGAGUCGGAAAACAGUGAAGUGAAACUAAGUUUUUAUUUUGAUCCCCAACAAGUGGAGUACAUUGAAACUAAGAUAGUUCCAAACUUGAAAGCCUCACUUGUUUCAGUGAAUAUCAUUGUUUCUGUACAACAUGGAGUAGGACAUUUGGAUAUUCUUCCAGUCAAAGCAAAUAAGGGAACUGCGGCUAUGUGGCUACGUGAAUAUCUUGGUUUUCCACCUCAACUUACUAUGGUAUGUGGUGAAUCCAUGAAUGAUUAUGAUAUGUUCUUUUCUUCCAGUCCACAAGUAUUACGAGUUGCAGUUGGAAACUGUGAAGAGAACGUUAGAAAAAAAUUUUUACAACUUUCCAAAGUGGACAAUCAUUUCUAUCUUGCUUCAAGACAUUUUGCUGGAGGUAUUGUUGAAGGUUUACAUCACUUUGCAUUUUUAAGUGGUUCUUGUUGAAUUGGUGGCGGUGGUAGUAGUAGUAGUAGU